UAAGAUUGCUUUAUGUAAGUAAAAUUGCCUAUGUGGCAAGGAGCGCGGACAUGAGACCUAGAAAGUAUGGGUGUCCGUCUAUUUCACUUCCUCUGUCACUCCGCCAUCUUAGAGGUUCCUGGAUUCGUUGCAGCAGUAACUGACACUCUUCAAGACCUCUUUUUUCGAAUUCAGAGUCUCUAUUUCAAUCAACAUCAUGACCGUCGAUGUUUACAAGCCUUACAGCAAUGGUGGAAGCGGCUACCAAGGUGGCUACAGUGGAGGUAGCCGUGGCGGUAGUAGCUAUGGCGGUAACAAAAGCUAUGGCGGUAACAGCAGUUACGGUGGUGGUAACAGCAGUUAUGGUGGUGGCAGCAAGUUUGGUGGUGGCGGCUACGGAGGCGGAAAGUUCGGAGGAAGCGGAUUCGGCGGAGGUAAAUUCGGAGUUGGGGCUGGCGCAGGCCUGCGCACCCCAAAAUGGGAUGCUAGUAACAUGAAGCCCUUCUUGAAGAACUUCUACCAACCAUGCCCAUCAGCUGCCGCCAGGUCUCCCAUUGAGGUCAAAGCCUUCCGUGACAAGCAUGAGAUCGCUGUCAUUGGUGAUGCACCUGGACCCAUUCUCCAGUUCAGAGAAGCCAACUUCCCCAACUUUAUCCUCCAACAACUUCAGAGGAAUGGUUUUGAAGCCCCGACCCCUAUCCAAGCCCAAGGCUGGCCCAUUGCAAUGUCAGGCAAAAACUUAGUCGGAAUUGCCCAAACUGGCUCUGGAAAAACUUUGGCAUACCUUCUGCCCGCUGCCAUCCACAUUGCCAAUCAAGAACCUUUGAACCGCGGUGAAGGCCCAAUCGUCUUGGUCAUGGCUCCAACGCGAGAACUUGCCCAGCAAAUUCAGACAAUUGCUCGCGAGUACGAUCAAGUCAGAAUGCGUUCAACUUGUGUCUACGGAGGAGCAAGCAAAGGGCCGCAGAUCUCUGCUUUGCAAAGUGGUGUUGAAAUCGUCAUUGCCACUCCUGGACGAUUAUUGGACUUGCUGAAGCUUGGAAAGACUAAUCUGUUGAGGACAACCUUCGUUGUCUUGGACGAAGCUGACCGUAUGCUGGACAUGGGUUUCGAACCCCAAAUCAGAAAAGUGAUGGAACAAAUCAGGCCUGACAGACAAGUCCUCAUGUGGUCUGCCACUUGGCCGAAGGAAGUGCAGAGAUUGGCUAAAGAUUUCCUGAAAGAAUAUGUUCAAAUCAACAUUGGAUCUACCGACCUCUCUGCCAACCACAACAUCAAACAGGUCGUCGAAGUGUGUGAAGACAGCCACAAACAACACAGACUAAUGGAAUUACUUCGUGAAAUUGCACAAGAAAGAGAAAGCAAAACUAUUGUAUUCGCAGAAACAAAAAGGAAAGUUGACGAAAUCGCCAGACAGAUCAGAUACAGUGGAAUCCGAGUUUCCGGCAUUCAUGGUGACAAAAAUCAACAAGACAGAGACAUUGCACUAAGAGAUUUCAGAACUGGACGUAUCGAUGUUCUUGUUGCCACUGACGUUGCUGCCCGUGGAUUAGAUGUUGAUGAUGUUAAAUUUGUGAUAAACUACGAUUUCCCUCAUGUAUCGGAAGAUUACAUCCACCGAAUUGGCCGCACUGGAAGAUCCAACCAGACCGGAACAGCGUACACAUUCUUCACACGGAAAAACAGCAAACAAGCCAAUGAAUUGAUUUCAGUUCUUCGCGAAGCUAACCAAGAAGUAGACCCGAAACUGCAAGGCCUUGCCCGAUCAGGUGGAUUUGGCGGAUCAUCGAACAGACGCUGGGGUGGCCCCCCUAGCCGAGGAGGCAGUGGCGGUGGAUACCGAGGAAACUCAUCCGGUGGCUACCAAGGAAACCGAGGCGGAAGCGGUGGAGACUGGAGGAGCAACAACGGUAACAGUUCGUGGAACUCCAGCAACAACACACAAGGACAAGGGUAUUAUAACAACAGUGGAAAUUCUGGCAGUUGGUCGAAUGGUGGUUCCAACAACGCAGGACAAUGGGGCGCAGCUCAACAAUACUAAAAUGUGUAUGAUCUUAUCACUAUCAUUCCUCUCUCGACAAUUCUUAUUCUCAUCUUAUUUGUCAACUAUCGAAGCCUUUCAUUCUUUUUGUACCCUCACCGCUUUGGUGACAUGUUAAUUAAGUCUAUUUAUGUUUUCAAAGAUGUUUUAUUGAAAGUUUAAUUGACACUAUCUCUUGCGUCAAAGCAUUUCGGCUGUACAUUGCUAUCGUUGAACAACUUUCACUGGCAUUAAGGUGUUUCAUGUUCCUCACGAAUUUUAUUUCUUUUCAUUUUGUACGUAUUUUUUUAAUAAACUUUCCCUUUGAAUUUCUCCCUAUAACAAAGAUAAGUGGAACCAGUCAAUAACUCUAGUUUUUGUUUGAGCAAUUUACAUUGGUGUGUGAUAAUUUUGGGUUUCUUCACUGUAGUCAAAAUUUUUACUGUCCCCUCUAGUGUAUUUCUUUUUCUUUUUCAAUGAGAAUAAAUUCUCUAAGUUCCUUUUUGUAAAUUAUUUGAAGCAAAUAAAAUUUGCUUGCUUGCAAUUAUAAUUUCUUUUAAACAUUACAAAACUUUUAAUUAGCUUUAGUUUUGUUGCUGUUAUGUUUUAGUAUACAGUGGAGCCUUUUUCAAUGGGUUAUCUUUUUCUUUCGUUUUAAUCCACCAGAUCAUGCACGAAUGAUUAACUUCUCAACUAUUUGACCAGUGUCAGUAUUCAUCAUUUCACGAAUCAAUGUGUAAUCCCUUUUGAAAUAAAUUUUUUCUGUACUUAAA
Molecule: messenger RNA, 2772 nt
Organism: Bemisia tabaci
Lineage: Eukaryota; Metazoa; Arthropoda; Insecta; Hemiptera; Aleyrodidae
Molecular function (GO): nucleic acid binding; ATP binding; RNA helicase activity
Source: RefSeq, a predicted model, not a curated record